AUGACAGGAAUCUCUAAAACUAAAUGUGUUACUCAGCGGUUUCAUGUCUUUCAGGAACGGAAGCGUAAGUUGUUCCACAGCCAAGUUUACGAAAAUGAGAUCGGAAUGAAAAGGUUGUAUAUACAAACAGCAAAGAAGCUUGCCGCAUUCGGAUGUAAGGUCUUCCAGGUGAAAGAGUUGCUACAUGGACGAACGUUAAGAAAGACCCUUCGCUUACUGUGUCUGUCGUCAGCGUCGCUGUGUCUUCUGGAAGGUACAAGCAAGUUGGUCCUGAAACGGCAGCACGCAUCAACACUGCAGCAGUGGAGAGUUGGUGGAGGUGUCAGUAAACACCAGCUGCUUUUAGAGUUUCGUGGUACAAAGUGGCAGCUAAUCGGUGAGCAUUUUAAGUCACGCCAACGUCAACCAAAUCCUGUCAUAGCCCUAUAA
Molecule: messenger RNA, 429 nt
Organism: Ostertagia ostertagi
Lineage: Eukaryota; Metazoa; Nematoda; Chromadorea; Rhabditida; Trichostrongylidae
Source: the annotation of a GenBank genome assembly